AUGCCCAAGAAGCCGCAGCACCUCAGCCUGGUCGCCAGCACGGCCGCCGGCUACGGAGGCGGCACCAGCAAGCCCAAGUACAGCCUGACCCUGCACAACAGCAAACUCGCCCCGGGGGGCAAGCACCUGCGCGAUGGCCUCCAGCAGCGCCAGCACCUCAAGGCCGUGGAUGGGGUGCCCGUUUCCGUCGACGAGGUGGUGGGCGUGCACCUGAAGGCUCAAGGCUCAAAGGCGGUGGCCGCCACUGGCGAGGCUUCGGGCAGUGUCACCAGGCUGAUGGGGGAAAGCGGAGGCAGCAGCGGCGGCGGCAGCGGAAAGGACGGCGCCAAGUGCGGAAAUGACAAUGAACUGGGGGGCGGAGUGGCAAACGGUGUCAUGAGGGCACAAAACAACAGGCUGUGGUAUCAUUGAUGAAAACCCCAUAUUGAAUGGAUUUGAGCGAGAUCCUCUAAACGGAUAUCGAAUUGAAAAUGCAACAGGAAAUAAAAAGAGGACGUUACGCCGAAAUUGAAAUCACCGAGUUAAGUUCACGCCAAAAAUGGCGAGUUGGACAGAAAAUAAGUAAAGCACAAAUAGUUGGCUUAAAAGGCCCAACAGUUGAACCCACUGAGCAAACAAGAAACGCAGCGAAUCGAAUCGAAAUGAAUCGAAAACGAAUCAAAUCGAAUCGAAUUGAAUCGAAAACGAAGUGAAGUCGUCGCCUACCAAUCAUUUAUAGAGUAGGGUUGAGAAUAUGCCAACAACGUAGCUAAUGAAACAUGUUAAGAACACACAACACCCUGUAAAUAUACGAGUUUAGGAAACGGUAGUGAAAAACAUGCAUUUGAUGGCAAGGAGCUGAAUGGCAAGUAGGAAACGAGGACAUCAUGCAUAACUCACGACAAGAUUAUACACGAAUCAUGAGAAUAUUAAGACGAAUUUAAGGUCUAGCAUUUAGCGACACAAUUUGUUUAUAAAACGAAGCAAGAAAUAUUAUAUUGAGUAACACCCAUACGACUAACUAGCUUAUAAUAAUGUUUAACUGAUUUGUAGUACUCUUUCGGGAAGAACACUGCGAUCUGCGAACUAACUGUACAUGCCUGUGAACCUACCCCGACUAAACCUGAACUAUAUAAACUAUCUGAACUAUAUGAUAUCAUAUGCAUAUAUGAUCCGAUGAACCCUAUAAGCGCCUACACUCACACUACUUAAGCCCCACUGUACAUUUUCUGUGUAUAAACUUAUAGACAUAGAUUGUUUGCUAUGGAUGGAUGGAAACACGAUGACGCGUUGAGCAAAAUUACGUAGGAAAAUCCCCGAUUCCCGGGGAGAUGAUGAUAAAAUUGUAAUGGAAUUUAACGGACCAAGAGAGCGUGCAGAGCGACUUCGCCUAAAACCAAGAAAAAUGAAGUUUUCAUCAAUGAUUUGUGAUUCAAUAUUCAACUAUUUAUAUUUAUAGACACGCGCGGAUGCGAGUAUUCAGUUCUUAAUGCUAACUCUAAUUUAUCGCAACGUACUACCCGCAAACAAAUGACUCUGACUAUAAAGAAAGCACUAUGAAUAUAAAAGAAGAAACAAAUCGUAUUUAUAAUUAAUAUUAAUGGAUAAUCAUGUAUAUGUUCCUUUUUAGUUUAAUGCGCAUUAGUAUCACCCGAAACUUACUAAGAGUUAAAAGUAGUAGCUUCGUAGUAGUUUAAUAAAGCAGCAGCAAUGGUAAAAUAAUUUUAAACAACCGGAUACAUAGUCAAACAAUAGGCGUGUUGCAAAUAUCAUAAAGUAUAAACAAAACGAGACACUCGACACUCGACACCCAUUAAUAACACUAAAAAUUAGUUUAAAUAGUAAAAACCGAGAAAAGAAACCCAAACAGGCACACGCUCCACACAAACAACGUUUAAAAUGUUUGUGCAACAAUUUGCAAGUUUUUAACAACAACAAAAAAAGAAUAUACAACCUAAAAUUAAGCAAGCGGUUACAACAAUAUUUAAAAGUAUUUAAUAACAUUAGGCUUCGAGAUAUGUCCGUAUGUAUUUCUCAACUUUCUGCACAAAUUCGAAACCUUUCAACUUUCCAUUGCACCAACGGUUUGCCCACACUGGCCCACUGAAAACACAACUACAACAAGACACGAUCGAACACUGCAA
Drosophila yakuba is the source of this 2123-nucleotide messenger RNA. RefSeq lists its product as uncharacterized. The record is from RefSeq and is a predicted model, not a curated record. The transcript is spliced from 2 exons. NCBI's taxonomy places the organism in Eukaryota, Metazoa, Arthropoda, Insecta, Diptera, Drosophilidae. The coding region runs from base 1 to 411 and encodes 136 amino acids.